AUGACGAGUGAUACAAGCUCUGCUGUCCUGGAUUUAAAUGAUGCUGACAUCACUGAAGAUACAGAGGCACCGAGCGUCACCGAUGAUGGCAAUGAGGGGGCUCCGUUGAUUAUGGAGCAUGGAUAUGAUAUCGCUGUGAAGGUUGACGCUCCUAUGAAACAGCUGUCCACUUUAGAGACAUUUGUUACGUACCGUGUACGAUGCGUUUGCGCAAGGUGGCCCACACCCCCCUUUGUGAGGAGACGGUACAAUCACUUCAAGACAUUGCACCGGCGUCUAUGCGCUAGUGCCCCUCUGGUGGCAGCCCCAGCUCUUCCCCCGCUGCAUUCUGCGCGACAACAGCUGGACCGCUAUCAGCCAGCUUUCGUGCACGUGCGUGCGAUAGCCUUGCACGCUUUCCUUGACCGCGUUGCCAAACAUCCUAUCCUAACGCACAGCGAAGACUUCAAACUGUUUGUCACUACACCAGACGAGGAGUUGGACAAGGUGUUCAAGAGUGAGAACAGCGCUCUAAAUUUGUGGGGUCUCAGCACCGCACUCUAUGGAAGCGGGGAAACUAAACCCACCAAUGGGGCCCGGGUGAAAGACCCCGAGUUCGCAUCUGCAGCCGACUACCUACAGUCCUUGCAGCAGAAACUGACCACACUGUGCGCUUUGACCACCAAGCUCUACAAGAUCUCAACUUCUCUUAGCACCGAGUACACGGGGCUGCGGCGCGCGUGCGACGCGUGGGCGACGCAGGCGGGGGGCGGGGCGGGGCGCGCGGCGGGCGCGCUGGCGAGCGGCGCCGCGGGCGCAGCUAGUGCGCGGGCGCGGGCUCCGCUCAGGCACCGCGCGCUGCUGCCGCUGCUGGCCGCCUACGCGGACGCACACCGCCACAAGAUCCGCCAGCGGGACGCGCUGCACGCCGCAUACGUCGCCGGAAACAACCCCACAGGAGACUUACAUAAUAGACUGGAACAAGCAUCGGAAGCGAUUCGCUCGGAACUCUCUGACUGGGUCCCGAAAACCCGAGCCGAGAUCAAAUCCCUCCUCCUUGAACUCGCAGACAGACAAGUGAGCAUUCACUCUCAGACGCUACUGGGUUGGCAAAACGCUCUGAAACUGUCCACGGAAGCGGACAUCGGGGAGAUCUUCAAAACGGUCUCUAAAACCGCAGUACAGAAUCUUUCCCCUUCGAAAUGUCGUGCCGACACACCGACAGACAGAGAUUUAGACGAUAUAGAGAAUUACAGCAACGAUGAUUCCGAUCUUCUAGAUCCUUCUAGAACUGUAUAUCCGGAUAUAAUACAGGGUGUAUCCGUGAUCCAGGAUGACAAUGAAGGUGUGGAAAGGGUAGUCGGCAGUGUUGAAGUGCACGUGGACUCUAGCGGGAGUGUUAAUGAGACCGAAGGGCAAUCGAAAGUGGACUCUAAUUCCAAUGCGGAGAGCUUAAAAUCGGGCGACGAGAGGCCAAAGGACCCGCUGCAGGAUUUUUCGGACAUAGACCUGUCGUGA
Molecule: messenger RNA, 1497 nt
Organism: Parnassius mnemosyne (clouded apollo)
Lineage: Eukaryota; Metazoa; Arthropoda; Insecta; Lepidoptera; Papilionidae
Source: the annotation of a GenBank genome assembly